Colletotrichum phormii is the source of this 870-nucleotide messenger RNA. Its product is annotated as Alpha/Beta hydrolase protein. The record is from RefSeq and is a predicted model, not a curated record. The transcript is spliced from 2 exons. Gene Ontology annotation, molecular function: hydrolase activity. The coding region runs from base 1 to 870 and encodes 289 amino acids. Lineage: Eukaryota; Fungi; Ascomycota; Sordariomycetes; Glomerellales; Glomerellaceae.
AUGGUAGGCUUCAUCACGUCCGUCCGACGUAAAGCCAUGGUUUUCCUAAUUCGCUUCCUUUCCGGACAGCUUACAGCAGAGCUUGACCUUGACGAGAUCACCCAGCUCGAGGUUGAUUCGCGCGAUCAAGAUCGAAAGAUCAGGAUCCACGUCUAUGACCAUCCUCUACCUGAUGCCAAGAGCGGACCAAGACCGGUCCUUAUCAACUGGCACGGCAGCGGGUUCCUGGUUCCCGCUCUUGGGAGCGAUGCGGCCUUCUGCAGCACUGUGAGAAAGUCCACGGGGAUGAUUGUAAUCGAUGCAGACUACCGCAAAGCACCCGCGGAUCCUUUCCCUGCGGCUACUGAUGAUGCAUUCGACAUCCUGCAAUGGGUUUGCGGCUUCAGCGCUGGCGGCAACAUCGCCUUGGUCACUUCAACCGCAAGCUGUCAAAGCCAGUCACUCACGGCAGCAAUCCGUGGAGUCCUCGCCCUUUAUCUUGUCACCGAUCAGCAUAAGCCGCCAGAGGAGAAGAAAGCACCCUCGCCAAUCCGGCCUAUUCAGCCGUUCGUGGCCAACUUUAUCGCGGAAUGUUACAUACCUGUCUCUAUUCGGAAGGAUGAUCCUCGCAUUUCACCCACCUUUACCGAUGUCGACUUAUUCCCCCAAAAUAUGCUCUUCAUAACCUGUGAAGGAGACAACUUGUGUUUGGAAGCCGAGCAACUGGCGUCCAAGAUUCAUGAAACUGGUCGCAAUGUCAUCAGUCGGAGGUUCGAUGGUGUUGCUCACGCUUGGGACAAAUCUGUCAAGGCUGGCACCCGCGAGGAGGAGACCAGGAACGAAGCGUAUAUGAUAGCAGUGGAAUUCUUACGCGAGAACAUUGCUGUGUAA